Hibiscus syriacus is the source of this 3756-nucleotide messenger RNA. Its product is annotated as auxin response factor 19-like. The coding region runs from base 110 to 3427 and encodes 1105 amino acids. Gene Ontology annotation, molecular function: DNA binding; protein binding. Lineage: Eukaryota; Viridiplantae; Streptophyta; Magnoliopsida; Malvales; Malvaceae. Gene Ontology annotation, cellular component: nucleus. The transcript has 14 exons. Gene Ontology annotation, biological process: response to hormone; regulation of DNA-templated transcription. The record is from RefSeq and is a predicted model, not a curated record.
GUGUUUCCUUAUAGAGUUGAAGUUAAAUUUAUGGUUGUGAAAGCUGAUCUCUUUUUAAGGGUUUUUUUUAUUAUUGUUUUUUCUUAGUUGACCCAAAUUUGUAUGAAGCAUGAAGGCUCCACCAAAUGGAUUUUUGGCAAAUCCUGCUGAAGGAGAAAGGAAGAGUAUCAAUUCAGAAUUAUGGCAUGCUUGUGCUGGACCACUUGUUUCUUUGCCGCCAGUUGGAAGUUUGGUGGUUUACUUCCCUCAAGGCCAUAGCGAGCAAGUUGCGGCAUCAAUGCAGAAGGAGACUGAUUUCGUUCCAAGCUACCCUAAUCUUCCUUCCAAGUUAAUUUGCAUGCUACAUAAUGUCACAUUGCAUGCUGAUCCGGAAACUGAUGAGGUCUAUGCUCAGAUGACUCUUCAACCUGUAAGCAAAUAUGACAGGGAAGCAUUCCUAGCAUCUGAUAUAGGCCUCAAGCAAAGUAGACAACCUGCUGAGUUCUUCUGCAAAACUCUUACAGCUAGUGACACUAGCACUCAUGGUGGAUUUUCUGUGCCUCGUAGAGCAGCUGAGAAGAUCUUCCCUCCUCUGGAUUUUUCGAUGCAACCACCUGCUCAAGAGCUAGUAGCCAGAGAUUUACAUGAGAAUACAUGGUCAUUUAGACAUAUCUAUCGAGGUCAACCAAAGAGGCACCUUCUAACUACUGGUUGGAGUGUCUUUGUUAGCAACAAAAGACUUUUUGCCGGUGAUUCUGUUCUUUUCAUAAGAGAUGAAAAGUCACAGUUUCUCUUGGGUAUAAGGCGGGCUAAUAGACGGCAGCCAGCUCUCUCUUCAUCGGUUAUUUCUAGUGAUAGCAUGCAUAUUGGGAUCCUUGCUGCUGCGGCUCAUGCUGCUGCAAAUAACAGCCCAUUUACUAUAUUCUACAAUCCAAGGGCAAGUUCUUCUGAGUUUGUGGUACCCUUGGCAAAGUAUAACAAAGCCAUGUAUACCCAAGUUUCUCUUGGCAUGCGGUUUAGAAUGAUGUUUGAAACCGAGGAGUCUGGAGUACGCAGAUACAUGGGUACAAUUACUGGUAUCAGCGACCUGGAUCCUGUGCGAUGGAAGAAUUCACAGUGGCGCAAUCUUCAGGUAGGAUGGGAUGAAUCAACUGCUGGUGAACGGCCUAGCCGAGUUUCAGUUUGGGAUAUUGAGCCUGUUGUAACUCCUUUCUACAUAUGCCCGCCGCCGUUUUUCAGGCCCAGGUUCCCCAAGCUACCAGGGAUGCCAGAUAAUGACGGUGAUGUUGAGAAUGCUUUCAAGAGAGCUAUGCCCUGGCUUGGAGAUGACUUUGGCAUGAAGGACUCACCUAGUUCAGUCUUUCCUGGUUUGAGUUUAGUUCAGUGGAUGAACAUGCAACAAAAUAAUCAGCUGGCAGCUGCUCAAUCAGGACUCUUUCGAAUGGCUUCUUCAAAUCCUUUGCAAAAUAACCUUAGCGCCGACGAUCCUUCCAAAUUAUUGAAUUUUCAAGCUCCAGCAUUACCUGCAUCAAAUUUGCAGUUUAACAAAGCUAAUCCGAACCAAGUCAACCAGCUGCCUCAGGCGCCUAUGACAUGGCCCCAGCAGCAGCAACUCCAGCAGUUAUUGCAGACUCCUCUUAAUCAAAAUCAACAGCAUCUAUCCCAACAGCAGUUGCAGCGACAACAGCCGCCUCAGCCUCAGCCACAGCCACAGCCACCUCUACAGCAGCAGCAGCAGCAACCGCCGCUGGCAAAGCAGCAACAAAGACAACCACCACAGCCGCAGCAGCUGUUGCAACAACAAUUUGUAUCGGCUCAAAUAAAUAAUGGCAUCACUGCCGCAAACCAGAUCCCGAAUCAAAAUUUGCAUCAACAAGGUGCUUAUUCUCAGAAUCAGCAACAACAACCACAAUUACUUAAUAGCCAGUCAACUCAAACCAUCCUUUUGGCUAAUAAGACUUCAUAUCCUUUAACGUCAUUACCUCGAGAGACGCAGAAUCAACAACAGAUGGAACAGCAACCUAACCUUGUACAGAGCCAACAGCAACCUAACCUUGUACAGAGCCAACAGCAACAAAUGCAGUUGCAGCGAAGUCUGUCUAAGAGGACACAGCAGCAGCCGCAGAUUCAUCAUCUGGCUCAGCAGGGCCUAUCUGAGCAGCAGCUUCAUUUACGACCAUUACAGAAUUUGCAGCAACAGCAGCAGCAGUGGUCCCAACAAUUACUCUCACCAACUGGAUCACUGUUGCAGUCUCCAUUGAUGCAGCAACAGCUAAUGCAUCAACAAAACCAAUCAUUACAACAUUUGCCUCUUUCUCAGAGUCCACAAACACUUGGCAGCAAUGGCUUUUCAACAUCAAUGCUCAUGCAACCUCAACAGCCUGUGGUGAGCCAACCUCCAAGUCAGAACAAACCACUUAUGGCUAUGAGAACCCAUUCUGGUCUUACAGAUGGUGAUGCUCCAUCAUGUUCAACCUCACCUUCUACCAAUAAUUGUCAGGUUUCACCAUCAAGCUUUCUAAGCAGAAGUCAGCAAGUACCGCCCAUAUUGGUGACAGAUCCAGUUGUUGAGCCUGCAAGUACACUGGUUCAGGAGCUUCAGAGCAAGCCUGAUGUCCAAAUCAAACAUGAGCUACCUGCUUCUAAAGGUCCAGAACAAUCGAAGUACAAAAGUACUGUGCCAGACCAAUUAGAAGCAUCCUCUUCUGGAACGUCAUAUUGCCUGGAUGCAGGAACCAUCCAGCAUAAUUUCUCCCUCCCCACCUUUCUGGAAGGUGAUGUCCAAUCACAUCCUCAGAACAAUCUUCCAUUUACACCUAAUACUGAUGGACUGGCACUUGACACUUUGUUAUCAAGGGGAUAUGACUCUCAAAAGGAUCUUCAAAACCUGCUUUCUAAUUAUGGUGGCAAUCCAAGAGAUAUUGACACACAGAUAUCCACUGCUGCAAUAAGCUCUCAUUCGUUUGGUGUGCCAAACAUACCUUUCAAGACUGGGUGUUCAAAUGAUGUUGCCAUAAACGAUGCAGGAGUUUUAAACGGCGGAUUGUGGGCCAACCAAACUCAACGUAUGCGAACAUAUACAAAGGUGCAAAAGCGAGGCUCUGUGGGAAGAUCAAUUGAUGUGACUCGCUACAAAGGGUAUGAUGAACUCAGGCAUGAUCUAGCCCGCAUGUUUGGUAUUGAGGGGCAGAUGGAAGAUCCACAAAGUUCUGACUGGAAACUAGUUUAUGUGGAUCACGAAAAUGACAUAUUACUUGUCGGAGAUGAUCCUUGGGAAGAAUUCGUAAGCUGUGUUCAGAGCAUAAAAAUACUGUCAUCCGCAGAAGUACAGCGGAUGAGCUUGGAUGGUGAUCUCGGAAAUGUGGCUGUUCUCAAUCAAGCUUGCAGUGACAUUGAUAGUGGAAAUGCAUGGAGAGGACAUUAUGAUGAUCCCUCAGCUGCCUCUUAACAGAUAAAAGUCUCAAAACUCAAAUGCUAAAACAAAUUGAUCUAUCUUCUGCCUUUGGGCUUUGCCUAGGCUUAUUGAUGAAUUGAAUUUAUGCAUAUUCAGGGAAAAUAUGCUGAUUCAGAUGGUGUUCAAUUUUGAAAACUUGGCAGAGCAUCCUUUUUGACUUGGGAGCAAGUUAUCAUUUUAAUGUAUAAUAUAACCAUAUCUAGAGAUAAUCUGACAUUAUCAGGCAUGCUUUGUACUGGCAAUACACAAUUAGCAUCAAUUUUUGCUCAUGUUGCAGCAGAUACAAUUGGAAAUUUCUUUCAGGUGAAAUGAAUAUAUCCAUG